This is a messenger RNA of Mytilus trossulus (common blue mussel), 425 nucleotides long. RefSeq names its product type-2 ice-structuring protein-like. Lineage: Eukaryota; Metazoa; Mollusca; Bivalvia; Mytilida; Mytilidae. Bases 75 to 398 code for a protein of 107 amino acids. The record is from RefSeq and is a predicted model, not a curated record. The transcript has 2 exons.
UAGGAAAGUGUCCAUUGGGUGCGUUGUUGUACAGACCAUUAGAUUUUUGCUACACGGUAAAAACGGUUGGCAUCAUGAGAUUUGACGACAUGAAACAAUGGUGUACAAAUCAAGGAGCUUCAUUGGCUGUAGUGGAUUCUCCUAAUAAGCAAUUAUUCUUUCAACGCAUUUUUGUUGGUCGACCUUUUGAACGAGUUUGCAUUGCCGGUGAGAAGCAAGAUGAUUUAUUAACCUGGAAAUUAGAUGAUGGUACUCCGUUGUCAUAUUUUAAUUGGGCCGUUACUGAUCCAGAUGGAGGUGUUGUACAGCGUUGCUUAGUGCUUACUGCAGAUGACACGUGGUUCGACACUGAGUGCAUAAGAAAUGAUCCAUGUGUGUAUGUGUGCGAGAUUAAAUGAUGUACAAGUUUCGGAUUUUUCAUUGAA